Molecule: messenger RNA, 6300 nt
Organism: Chara braunii
Lineage: Eukaryota; Viridiplantae; Streptophyta; Charophyceae; Charales; Characeae
Source: the annotation of a GenBank genome assembly
GCAGGAGGAGGAGGAGGAGGAGGAGUGGGAGGAGCUGGAGAAGGAGCGGGAGGAGGAGUGGGAGAAGGAGCGGGGGAAGGAGCGGGACCGGGGCUAUGGCGCGGGAGGAGGAGUGGGAGAAAAAGCGGGAGGAGGAACGAGAGGAAGAGCAGGAGAAGCAGCGGGAGGAGGAGCAGGAGGAGAAGGAGGAGCGGGAGGAGGAGAGGGAGGAGGGGAGGGAGGAGGAGAGGGAAGAGGGGCGGGAGAAGGGGCGGGCGCGGGGCUAUGGCGGGAUCUUUGUCACGUUGUUUGGCGGAGGAGAGGGAGAAGGAGCGGGAGGAAGAGUGGGAGAAGGAGUGGGAGAAGGAGCGGGAGAAGGAGCGGGAGGAGGAGUGGGAGAAGGAGCGGGAGAAGGAGCGGGAGGGGAAACGGGGAGGGGGUUAGGAGUGGGAGGAGCGCAAGGGGAAACGGGAAGGGGCGGAGGAGGCCCCGGAGGAGGAGCGGGAGAAGGAGCAGAAGGGUUGAAAGGGAAGGCCGGGGAAACAGAUGAGGCCUAUCAGGCCCGCAUGUUAGCCUGGAGUACCGAGACAAAGAAGCGGGCAGAUGACGCUGCCGCGACAUCCAAGAAAAGGUCAGAGGAUGCCGAACAGGCACGUCUGCUGGCCAUGCAACAACAGCGCCAGCACGACGAGGCAGCAGCAAGGACUGCUGAUGAAGAAAGAACACAGCGUCGUAAGAAGAUAUUCACCGGAGAGCGGGCGUUACUUACCAUGGUAGCAGAAUGGCGAAGCGAGGCCGAGAACAGCCAGUUGGAGGACAACGCAAACAAGAUAGCUCUCCUCCUCUCGCAUCUCACGGAUCUCCUGGCAACCUGCAUUACACAGCAGGCGGAGAUCCUUGGUCUCGACAACUCAGUAGCUAACCUCCAAGACCGCCUUCAGCGGGUGGAGCAGCGACCAGUCGCCGUCGCCGACGCAUGCUCUUCCAAUACUGCCGACCGCCUCACCGCAUUGGAGAUGCACGUCGGCUCCCUCCAAGACGGCGCACAGUUACAGCAGACCGCGACGCAACAAUUGCAGCAGCGGAUCUGCACUACMGCCACCACCUCGAGUCCGGAGCCGCGCGAGACAGCUCCUAAGUUCGAUGGGCAAGAGAUCGUCCACGACUCAAUCAAGACAGAUCCAAUUCCAUGGUUUCGCAUGUUUGAGCUCACGUUGCAGCUCCACAACUUCAAGGAAAACAAGCACCACGCYUACUUGUACUCUCGCUCAGGGGGCGCGUGUCAGGCGUGGUUGGACAACUUGUUGUCCAAGUACGAAGUGGUAGCAGCGGACUUGCACACCAUGCUGAUCAGCUGGGAUGAUCUGAAGGCGGCGUGGCACAAGCGGUUCCAGGUGGAGCCGCCAGAGAUCAACGCCAUGGACAAGCUUAUGGUCUUCGAGCAAGGCUCGCUGCCGAGUACGGACUGGAUCGCCGAGUACCAACGCUUGACGUCAUUCCCAGACAUCCAGAUGGGCUUCAAGGCCAUCCGCCACUAUUUCAUCUCAAGGUCAUGUCCGACAUUGAGCAAUGCCCUAACGCAUGUCGAGGACACCUUGACGAUGACGGCGGAACUAUUCGACAAGGCUGCGCAGAUCAUCGUUACGAACAAGGAGUCCAAGAACCUCCGUUCUUCUGCGUCAGGCCCGAGCGAGAACCAGCAUCGGCCACGAGUGGCUGUGGUCGCAGCGGCAGCGCCGUUAGACCAAACCAGCGAGGCUGCGUCUGCCAGUUGUCUGCCGGGACCGCAAUGCGCAGCACUUAGCGCUCAUCUCCACACUUACCUUUCCUUCUAUGCACCACCAACUUUGCCGACGGAUGACGAAGUCGCGGUGGGGGACAUCCUGGCGUACGUUACCAAGGUGGCCCGCGAGUUUCACAUGCAGCGGUACGAUAACAACAAUGCACCGCUCAGCAACUACUCGACCGUUACAUUCGAGGCCGUACCGGUCUACUUCGCACCUCAUGCAUGCGAACCGGUGACAUUCGAUAUUCUCGACACGGACUUCGACAUCAUUCUGGGAAUGCCUUGGCUUGCAAGUGCGGAUCACAUGGUCAACUUCCAUCGGCGGACUCUUAGCGUUCGCGACGCCUUCGGCGCGGAAGUGGCAUGUACGAUUCCUCUACCGCACUCUUCGAUCCGGUGCCAAGUGGUGACAGCCAAAUCAUUCCGGGCGACUUGUGCUUACGAGCAGCCCGAGGAGAUCGGCAUAUGUUUCCUACGGACCGUCGCGGUAGCCGACUCUUCACAUACGGACUUGUCUUCGGACCCCCGUGUGGCACGGUUGCUGGACAAGUUCGCCGACAUCUUCGAGUCACCUACCGGUGUGGUGCCGGGUCGGCCGGUCUCUCACGAGAUCAUUCUUGAGGUCGGUGUCGUGCCGCCGAAAGGUUGCAUCUAUCGGAUGAGCGAGGAGGAGCUUGAGGUACUCCGCGCACAACUCGAUGACUUGUUGGCCAAGGGCUGGAUCCGCCCGAGUAGCUCCCCAUAUGGAGCACCAGUUCUCUUCGUCAGGAAGAAGAACAAGGAUCUACGAUUGUGUAUCGACUACCGCAAGCUCAACGCGCAAACCGUCAAGAACGUGGGGCCUCUUCCUCGCAUCGACGAUCUUCUCGAGCGGCUGGGCGGUGCGAAGUAUUUUUCCAAGUUGGAUUUGAAAUCAGGAUAUCAUCAAAUCUCGAUUCAGCCGAAUGAUCGCUAUGAAACCGCAUUCAAGACGCUGUACGGGCAUUUUGAGUGGGUGGUCAUGCCUUUUGGCCUCACCAACGCCCCGGCGACAUUCCAGGCGGCGAUAACCAAUGAGUUCCGUGCAAUGUUGGACCGGUUCGUGCUGGUCUACUUAGACGAUAUUCUCGUCUACAGCCGGACAUUGGAGGAUCAUCUUGGACAUCUUCGACRAGUGUUGGARAYGCUCCGSCGUGCCAAGUACAAGGCCAACCGCGACAAGUGCGAAUUUGUCCGGCAAGAGCUGGAAUACUUGGGCCAUUUUGUCACACCRGAGGGCAUCARUCCGCUAUCGGACAAGAUUCAGGCCGUCCAAGAGUGGYCRGAGCCUCGGAACGUCACRGAUGUCCGCUCGUUCCUCGGUCUUACYGGCUACUAUCAGCGCUUCAUCAAAGGCUACUCCAAGACCGCGGCCCACUUGAACAAGCUUCAGUGCGAGGAUCGGCCGUUUGACUUUGGAGAGGAGGCGCGGGGAUUAUUCCUUGCUCUCAAAGCCGCGCUAUUGUCUGCGGAGGUCUUACGGAUAUACGACCCGCUCGCGCCUACACGUGUCACUACGGAUGCGUCAGGCUAUGACAUUGGUGCAGUCCUCGAGCAACAUGAUGGUGUGGACUGGCACCCGGUCGAGUACUUCAGCAAGAAAGUGCCACUCGUGCAUUCCAUUGACGAUGCACGCAAGAAGGAGCUCCUCGCCUUCGUCCACGCACUCAAGCGGUGGAGGCACUUCCUCCUUGGUCGAAGCCAAUUUUGCUGGGUAACGGACAACAAUCCGUUGGUCUUCUACAAGACCCAAGACACCGUCAACAGCACCAUCACUCGAUGGAUGGCUUUCAUCGACCAGUUCGACUUCUUUCCCGAUCACAUUCCCGGGAAAUCGAACCUUUGUGCGGAUGCUCUUUCACGGCGUCCGGAUCACUGUACCGCGGUCUACUCGACUUUCGAGAUUGACGAUGACCUGCAGAACAGCUUCAUCCGCGGUUACCAAGCCGACCGCGAGUUUUGCGACAAGUACGCGAAUUGCUCCUCGCCUAAUCCGGCUCCUUCUCACUACUGGAUCCAGGAGGGGUACUUGCUUGUCCACACGCGGGGGAAGGACCUUCUUUGCGUACCAAGUGAUCCUCACUUGCCGGACGAGAACGAGAAACCGUUCUUCCAAAAGCUUUAUGACGACGCCGUGCAGAGGGAAAGGGAGCCAGAGGCAGCAGCCAGAGCCACGAGCAUUGCUGAUCAGGAGGCUCUCCUUCGGAUCCUGGAAACCAAUGAUGACCGGUUCCAGGAGAGACUAGCUGCUGCCGUAGCAGCCUUGGUUCGAUUGCGGACCUUGGAAGACCUUGAGUCCCAUGUGACAGCACUAGAGCAGCGAAACCAAGAGUUGCAGACUGAGAUACUCAGCCUCAAACAGUCCCAACUGUCUGCCCCCCGCCCUCCUAACCCUCGACCUGCUGCAAUUCCAGUCUCUCAAUCUAACACAGUCCUCAUGGCAAGAGCAAGUGGAACUGUGACGAGCGCAGGAACCGGUGCCAGCUCCUCGAGCGGCAGCGCCGACAGUUCUGCACUAGUCAUAGUCCCAAAUGCAGGGACAUCAGCCCAAAACGUCACAUUCCUUACUGGCGUUAAGUACAGCGGUCCCGUAGUGGACAAGCGGGCGGCCACCUUGCCGUCCAAGUACGACGGGAAAGCGGAUAUCACCUCUUGGAUUAGUUCCAUGCGCUCAUACUUCGAGGUCAUGCGGACACCGCAGGAAGACCGAAGCAUGAUCAUGGGCACUAAUACUGAGCCCAUCGUAAGGAAUCACAUUGAGCUCCAAGUUGUUGCUGCAGGUUAUGAAAGAAUUGACCUGACUGAGUGGUUGAAGGUAACCCCUUUACGCACCCUUGAGGACCUUCUCAUCACACGGUACCAAGAUAAGCAUGCUGCGCUCAAGGCAAGGCUGAAGCUUGAGGCCCUCAAGGGCCAAACAUGGAGGUCCUCCAUGCAGGCUUUGGAACAGCACUUGACUGGUCUGUUCACCACUCCAGACCUGGGAAUGACCGACGUGUCUUGUAUGGAUGUAGUCAUGGGAGUGGCCCCUAAAGAAUACCUCUCCCAGCUAGGACUCAAAGACCAUACCACUUGGCGAGAGCUCAUGACGGAUCUCAACCUAGAGGCCAACGACCUCGCCAGGCGUAAGAAGGCGCCCGCUGCAGGUGGAAAACCACAACGCAAGCGGUAUGGAAGCAGCAACCAGCUUGCCCUGCAUGAACAUCGGGAGGCUGAAGACCAGUCCUACGCGGAUGAUCUGCCUCUAGAUGACGAUCUAGAGUCGGACUUCGAUAUGUGCUAUUCCACAUCAGCCAUUGAGUCUGACGUAAACGAAGAUGAAAAACUUAAUGUUUUUAAAAAGACUGCUUCAAACAAGGGGCCUAACCGUGGUUCAGCACACAGCGGCAUUGCGGCGCGGUGCGGCGAGAAGAACAGGGUGAGGGAGGCCAUCGUUACGCACGCCAUGGCGGAUUCGAAUUCCUCCGCCGUGAUUUGGGAUGCGCCUUUCCUUAUGGCGAAUGUCAUUGUGUCGAGAGUGCUUCCUAGGGAGAUGUCACUGUGGUGGAUCGGGAGGAGAACCGGCGGAACAUGGCAAGAUCUCAUAAUUGACGAUGAUGUCACCGAUGACUAUUUCCAUGAGAAGCUACGAAUGACGAGAGGGGCGUUCUACGACCUCGUGGCCGCGUGCACUCCUUUUGUUAAACGGUCCCUCACUCAUUACCGCACUCCUUUGUUGUCGGAGCAGUUGGUGGCGUUCCCUUUGUAUAAGUGGGCGAGCGGCGAGACGUUUGAUAGUGCAACUUCGUCAUUUGGGAUGGGGCGGUCGAGUGGUAUCAAGGUGGUGAGGGAUGUGACGAACCCUAUCUUGUCCGCUUAUGUGUAUGUCGACAAGCCAGCAAAUGUGCUAGUGGAAAACUAUUUCGAUCGAAAGCAGCAAUACUCUGCCAUUGCUCAAGUCGUCGUCGACCUCGAUAUGCGUGUGCUGGAUGUUUAUGUGGGGUAUCCGGGCAGCGUCCACGACGCCAGGGUUUUGAUCAAUUCGUCGCUCUAUAGAUGUGCGGAAGCUGGCACGUUGUUCUUGGCGGAUGCAGUGGACCUGUCAUACGGGGUGCAAACGAGGGGGUACGUGCUCGCGGACAGUGGCUAUGGACCCUUGCCUUGGCUUGUAGUGCCUUACGGUGGUGUAGUGCAACCUCCGGACGAGGCGCAUUUUGACAUGUGUCACAAGUCAUCACGGAAUGUUGCCGAACGAGCAUUUGGGAGACUGAAGGGGAUGUGGCGGCUGUUUCUGCGCCACCACAAGACGAACAUGGAGAAUCUGCCCCAACAAUUCACCGUCGUUUGUAUUUUGCACAACUUGCUGAUCGAGGCUGGCAUCGAAUUUGACGAGCGUCUGCUCGUUGACAGGCUCCGACAGCAACGAGCGACCCAUCGAUCUGGGUAUGCAUGAACCUGUCGCCCCUGUGUCGCAAGAUGAUGCCACCGAUGACGCCCUUGCAUUGCGCAACGCGCUGAGCUUUCGAAUGCAUCCGACU